Messenger RNA from Bombina bombina (fire-bellied toad), 2981 nucleotides. It is a transcript of the gene TNFRSF21, whose product is annotated as TNF receptor superfamily member 21. The transcript is spliced from 6 exons. Gene Ontology annotation, molecular function: protein binding. Lineage: Eukaryota; Metazoa; Chordata; Amphibia; Anura; Bombinatoridae. Gene Ontology annotation, biological process: negative regulation of B cell proliferation; negative regulation of T cell proliferation; adaptive immune response. The record is from RefSeq and is a predicted model, not a curated record. Bases 217 to 2082 code for a protein of 621 amino acids.
ACCAGCAUUCCCGAGCCAGAGAGGCAACGGGACAAGUAACACACUGGCUGUAGAACGAUGGACACCCGGCAAGGUGCCAUCACAAGCCAGCCUCUCGUACCUCAUUAUACCGCAUUUGUGCCACAGAAGAUUCGGCUCAACCAAGUCCACCCGGGCUGCUUGUGAGCAUGAGCUAGCCUGUGUCCUGAUGCCCCGGUGCCUGGUUAUGAGAUAGCCAUGGAGGCUGUCAAGGAGGAAGAUGCCUGCGGCACCCGCUGUGUGCGGGGUCGCUUAGUGACCAAGGCCAGUCGGUUAUCUGCGGUAGCGGCGUGGUGUUUGACUAUCAUUCUUUUUUCCCUUCACCCUACAAAUGCUGAAUCUGUCCUGAUAGAUGAAAAAACAACAAUAAUCCUUCCAGCUGGCAAAUACCACCACAGUGACCCCGAGUCUAAAACGGAGCUCAUCUGUGACAAAUGUCCUGCAGGAACCUAUGUGUCUCAGCACUGUACGGAGUCGGCGCUCAGAGUCUGCAGCUCUUGCCCAAAUGACACCUUCACAAAGCACGAAAAUGGGAUUGACCGGUGCCACGCAUGCAGAUCGCCUUGUGAGCAACCCUUCAUUGAGAAAACACCCUGCACUGCCUUGUCUGACCGCGAGUGCACUUGUCAAUCUGGACAAUAUGUUUUGAAUGGCACCUGUACUUCUCACACCGUAUGCCGAGUAGGAUGGGGUGUCCGGAAGAAAGGAAGCGAGACCGAGGAUGUCAGAUGUAAGAUAUGCACCCGCGGUACUUUUUCUCAUGUGCCUUCUACUGUGAUGAGAUGCAAGACCCACACAAAUUGUUCAGAGCUUGGUCUGGUGGUUCUAAGACCUGGAACAAAUAAACGGGACAAUGUUUGCGGACCACUUACUUCCUCAUCUCCUGCAGAUAUAAAUGCUACUCAACAAGAAUUUGAUCCAACAGAUGUUUACAAUGAAACUACAAAGAAAGACACACAAUACUUGAACACAACAGAUGGUUGGGAUGCGGGGCACCCACAAAAGCAUAAAAAUGAAGAAUUGGUGACUGAUGAUCUCCAGCAGCCUGGAGUAGUGAGUGGUAGGGGAGAUAACGUGAGGAACACUGGCCUUAAGACCACUAAAAGAGGACCUCGGCAAAGCCAGCAGCAUUUUGACAUUAAUGAGCACCUCCCCUGGAUGAUUGUUCUUUUUUUGCUGCUGGUUCUUGUAAUCAUUGUGGUUUGCAGUGUCAGGAAAAGCUCCCGGACCCUCAAAAAAGGACCAAAGCAAGAUCCUAGCUCUAUUGUUGAAAAAGCCGGCUUUAAAAAUUCUAACGCCCUGGCACAGAACCGGGAGAAAUGGAUCUACUACUGCAAUGGGCAUGCUAUUGACAUUUUGAAACUUGUAGCUGCCCAGGUCGGCAGCCAGUGGCAGGAUAUUUACCAGUUCCUGUGCAGUGCGAAUGAGCAGGAGGUAGCGGCCUUCUCCAAUGGGUAUACAGCGGAUCAUGAGCGUGCAUAUGCAGCCUUACAGCACUGGACAGUCCGAGGCCCAGAGGCCAGUCUCGCAAAACUCAUCAGUGCUCUGCGUCAGCACAGGCGUAAUGAUGUGGUAGAGAAGAUCCGAGGUCUCAUGGAGGACACUGUGCAGAUUGAAACCAGCAAGCUUACCCUUCCAGUGAAUGCCAACCAGCCAAUGCCAACACUAAGUCCAAGUCCUAACCCUCCCAACGCCACUGUUUUAACAGUGGAACCAUCUCCCUUGGAAAAAAACAAAAGUUUCUUCGCUGAUGAGUCAGAGCCCCUCCUCCGAUGUGAUUCUACGUCUAGUGGGUCCUCUGCUCUGAGUAGAACAGGCUCAUUUAUUACCAAAGAAAAGAAAGACACUGUAUUGCGCCAGGUUCGUCUGGAUCCCUGUGACCUGCAACCCAUUUUUGAUGACAUGCUUCAUAUCCUCAGCCCAGAGGAGCUUCACGUCAUAGAAGAAAUACCACAGGCUGAAGACAAGCUGGAUCGUUUGUUUGAGAUUGCUGGAGUCAAAAGUCAGGAAGCCAGCCAAAAACUACUUGACUCUGUCUACAGUCACCUCCCUGACCUGCUGUAGCAUGCGGAAAACCAUUCAAGCUAUAGUCAGUUCCCCUGGUCAAGCAGAUUUCACUGCAGCAAAUGGCAACCCACUUUGGUUUGAAGGCACUUGGAAUGGAAACAUUUUCAACUGUUGAAUUGAGCUUCAGAUAUGUAGCCACUUAUGAUACCUACAUGGAGAGCUGCAAGUGCUGAAAUACUGCCAAUCCCAACCUUUUUAUUUUGCUUUUGUGAAGCUAUGUAUAUAUUGCAUCUUUAUUAUUUAAAGGGAUAUGAAAACCAACAAUUUUCUUUUAUCAUUUGGACAAAGCAUACAAUUUUAUAAAAGUUACCAAUUUAAUUCUAUUAUCAAUUUUGUGUUGCUCUUUGUUGUAGAGAUACCUAGGUAGAUGUCUGUAGCACUACCUGGCAGGACAUAGUGUUGCCAUCUCAUGCUCUUGCAUAUGGAUAACAUUCUUGCAAAACUGCUGCCAUAUAGUGAUCUAGACGUGUGCACGCUCCUGAGCUGAUGUCCCUGCUUUCCAAUGAAGGACACUAAGAAAACAAAGAAAAUUUGAAAGUUUUUAAUAUUGCAUGCUCUAGCUGAAUCGUGAAUGAAAAGAUAACGUGGGUUUCAUGUCCCUUUAAGGUGAUAAGAGAAUUAAUAUUUCUAUUACUUAGUCUUGUACUUUUCCAUCGUAUUAAAUAAACCUGCAUAUUCUGUUUAGCAAGUGCAGGACUCCAGGGUAUCUUGCUACAUGACCCAGAUUAUGGCAGAACUCUUUGAACUUUGACAGUUAUCUUAACUCUGUAAAUGACAGAGCUCACUCAUGUCAUAUAGUAUUGUUCUGCACAGCUACAGAUAUUAAUACCUUGUGUUGUGGGUCAAUUCCCUUCCCAAAUGGGGUUAGCAAGCAACAAUAUAACUAUUCUGAAUUA